GAAGUAAUGUAGAAUUUGAGUCCAAGUGGGAAUGCUUGUGGUAUUCUAACAAACUGUGAAACCAGAGUAUGCAAGACUAGAUGGCUGUAAUGUUAUUUGCCAUGCUCAAUGGAUUUUUGAUAUGUGAAUUACAGCCUGUGUAAAUUCAUCUGUUUAAAAAUUAUGUUUCAUAAAAAGAAACCCUGAGGCUGUAGUCUUCUUUCAGAUUGCUGUGCUUGUGUUUAGGAUAAGCCUAUGUAAACCAAAGGCAUAUAUGCAGGCUUUUUGAGAUAAGAAUCUACAUUCCAGCAACAAGUAAUUAUACAAUAAACAAUUAACUGCUCUAAUAAAUACAGUGUUUUUAUUGAAAGGCAGACUCAUUUUUGAGGUUGCGGUUGCACUAACUAUGAGCUGGGCGUUGUUUAAAGAAUAAAAUAAAAAGUCAUCAUAUACUUUGAUUAUUCUCGUGAUAGAGGUAAGGAGGAAGUUUAUUCAAGUAGGUUUACUGGAACGUAGAGAUUCUUGUAGGUAACAAGUUUUCUGAGGUGUAGUUGUAGAGGUUAUUUUGUGUUCACUCUGAACUGAGAUUCGGCAGUUCUCUAAAAUACAUAUACUGCUGUGAAAGUCAGCACGUGCAAUUGAUAAAGCGCAAUAGCUGAGGCUUCUCGUUCACUUUUAAAGAAUUUUUCAUUCCUCAUGCUCAUGCCUUAGCCUGGCAUCUGGAGCAUAUGAGCACUCCUAUCCUCUGAGCGGAUGAGAUGGAAGAUGUGUCUGCUGUUAGUGCAGCUCAGGCUGGAAGCUAAGCUCAAAGCCUAAGAUGUCGUGUCCGUUAUAGACAGGCUUCUGCUGUUAAAAUGUGUAGAGGUCACGGUACUGUUUCAGGCGUAUCAGAUCUCUGCUGCCUACUCUUGUCAUCUCAAUGAAAUGAAGUAAAUCCAGUAGUGUUGCCAAUUUUUAUAUUAUGUGGUGACUUCCAUGAAAGUUUCCCAUGAUGUCACGAUUCCUGGCAUCGAAUGUUCCAAUUUUCCCUUGUGCAGAGUGACUGCCCCCUCAUCCCAGGGGAUGCGGAGGGUGAGUGAAGUCCCUCACAGCUAACUGCAGGGAGAGCUGUGGGUUUAGUUGUUCGCGUCUUUUGGCAUCUGGUUACAGCUGCGUUUUGAACAGAAGCAAUCUCAUAUGAACACUGAAGUAAGUAUCAGCCACCUGUAAGCUUAGCAUCAAAAGGCAAAUUACGCUGGCUUACGUUUUCUCCCUUUGAAAGUGCCACACAGAGCUUGAAAGUGUUGGGAUUUUGUUUUGCUUUCUGCUCUUUUUUUUGGUCUUUUUAGUUGGAAAUCAUUAGCGCUUCUGGCCAGGUCCUAAUGUUGCUCGAUAUUUAGUUUGCAUUUCUUUAUUUCCCGCAUUACUGCUUUUGUACCAGCUUAGACACUCUAUUUUGUGCUUGCUUCCAGAUAAGCCUGAUCAAAACAUGUUAAUUUAGAUGCCUAAUUCCCAAACUUUAAAAACUGUAGAUCGUUCACUUGUUUGUCACUUGCCAGCGCUCUCGUUGUCAAUUUUGAUAGUGUCGUAGUUGUACCCUGUCUCUAUAGCUGCAUGGUUUUGUUCAUAAUGUUUAAUUUCUUCCUUAGCUUAAGCUAUGGAGGAGGACAUCCAUCACAUUCAGAAACAGAUCUUCACAGACAGACAUACACAGCUUCUCAUCAGCUUCCUGGAUACUCUACUACACACCAUCCUACUGGUCUUUCAGGAAUUUUUGAUACCGGUAUGCACACCUCUGGAAGUAACACUAAGGAAACUUCAGUUAUGAAUUUUCUCUCUGCAAUUGAGUCUCGCACCGCUCAGGCAGUCUCUUCAGGAUCUACACUUUUGCCACAAUUCAGGGCUCCUUCCUGGCAGACAGGUAUGCAUUCCUCAGCAGCCACAGAACUAUUCGUUACUGGAGCGUUGCCAGCCUCUGGAACAUUUCCACCGACAUCUGCUUUAUCGGCAUAUCAGCAUCCCAACACAUUCAGCAGUAGAAACUUUGCUACUACUCCUUCUCUUACUCUUCAAGAUACUACUUUCAGUGCUACAUCAAAUGGCCUCUUAACUACCCAUGACCCUUUAUUACAGAUUAAAACAUCACAAGGCACUGUUCCAGCUGCUUUGACUUUUGAGCGGCUAGGCAGUUCUGUUUUAAGUACCAGUAUACCACCUCAGUCAUCAACAUAUCGUUCUGCUCAAGAAUCUGCACCCCAUCUUUUGCAACCUCAGUUUAGUUUGUUGCCUUCAACCAUUGGAGGAGCUCAGCAGGUUUCUCAGGCAUAUAGCACGUCUGUCUUUACUGGUUCCACUGCUUCUAUCGAUAGAGCACUUCAGCGAGAAUGUAGUGUUAUUAAACACCAUCAGCGGCCUUCAAGUACUCAGUCUGUUCAGGCUCAAUUGACUGUUUCACAGCAUUCCUUACACAGCUAUUUAACGAGUACAAGUGGAGUUAAUUUUCAGGAUACAUGUAGGCACUCAGCAUUAUCCUGCAGUCCAGUUGGAGAUGUUACUCAGGUGAGCAACGGAGGACCACAGCAGAAGACUUCUCAAGUCACAGUGGAACUUGCUCAGUCUUAUACAUCUGCAAUUCCAUCACCUGGCUUUCCACCUGCUUCCACAGCAAAAGUGAAAAACUGUUCCACGAAACAGCCUCCAAGGUCAACGAAGACCCCCAAACCUCAGAGCAUAGCUCCCACUGUGCAGACACAAAGCUAUGCCAAAACUGCACAAAACCAGAGUUCUGUCAUUACAGGCCAAGCACAGAUCUAUUCUACAGCACAGCUCCCGAGCCUGUUGUCAGUCAGCCAGUCCCAAAAUUAUAUUUCUUCCCAGGCUCAGAAUGUGCCACCUGUCAGUCACUCACAGGAUUUCUCAUCCAGCAAAGUUGAGAAGCUGCCCACGUUGUACAAAACGUUGACUUUUUCUGGGCAGUCACAAACUAUUACUUCUGAUAGUCAAACUCUAAGUUACUCCUCAGACGAACAAGUUCUGACUUCAGUUCCAAAUGAGAACUACUCUCCGCAGACGAGGGAACUUUCUUCGGUCAGCCAAUCUCAGAGUUACUCUUCUAGUCACUCUCAGGGUUUAUCUCCAGUUAGCCAAUCCCAAGUUAGCUUUUCAUCUCAGUCGCAAGUUUUAUCAGCUGUCAGUCCUUCAGAAAGCUAUUCUUCAGGGCAGUCUUUAACAUUAACAUCACCUUCUCUUCCCUUUUCUGCCUCUCCUCGGAUACAGACUCUUCCAGCCUCGAGUCCUAAUCAGAGCUAUAUUUCUUUGCAUUCUUCUCAGAACGCUCAGUCACAAGAAUCCUCCUCACCGCAGUCUCAAAAGUUUCUGCCGUCUGUCCAGUCUCCUCCUUUUGCAUCCCCAGCUCAUUCACAGGCACUGCAGAACAACAGGCCUUCCUCAGAAACAAAAACAUAUGUAAAAAGGAAAUCAGACUCUAACUUGUAUGCAUCAUCAAAACAAGAAGAAGAGUUGUCAAUGCAGGAUAUGCAGGCUUUGCAACGGCAAGCGUCUCUUGAAUCUUCCACCCAAAGGCUAACCGAUGGGGAGAUCGGUGCUCAGGAUGCAUCCUAUCGGGUCUCAAAAGCAGAUGACAGAUACUCUCAAAGCGUAAUCAGAAGUAACUCUCGUCUUGAAGAUCAAGUUGUUGGACUUACCCUUCAAGGAACAAAAAAAGACGAGAGAAUGGCUAAUACUGUGGAACAGCUUUCCCAACACAUUGGCCAUAUCACUAAUUUAAGCCAUGAUAUGAAAAAAACAGCUAAUUUAAUGCAAUCAACACAAGUAAAUGUGAGUUCUAAAGAACUAAACCAGCAACAUUCUCUUAUGCAUAAGGUACAUGAAAGUAAAGCUUCAGAGCAGCAAGGCCAAGUCAUUAGUACGACUCCGCAGGUGCAGCCUCAUGCUUUAAGGCACGGUCAUCAUCUGUGUUUGCCUGGUGCACAGGUGCUUCUGGAGUCAACCUGUGACUUGCAGAUUCUGCAUCAGUCCAUACUGCAGUCAGGUUUAGGACAAGCGAAGGCAUCGCCACAAGUGCAAAGAAUACAGAGUCCUCAACAGGUGACACACCCGUUCCUUCAGAUGGAUGGCCAUAUUAUUCAAAGCAAUGGAGGUCAUUCUCAGCAACAGCUUCAUACUCAAAAUUCGGAAGUAAUGAAAAUGGACAUUUCCGAGCCCUCAAAACCACUACAGCAACAUUUGACAACAAAAGAUCAUUUUACUCAGACAAGUCAACAUGAUUCAAAAAAUCCGUUUGUUUCUCUUAGUUCAAUAUGUUUCCCAGAAUCUAUGCUUCUCAGCGACGAGAGGAAUAUACUGUCCAAUGUAGAUGAUAUCCUGGCAGCAACAGCGGCAGCCUGUGGAGUGACGCCGUCUGACUUUGCCAAAUCAGCAUCUAACGAUGAGGAAAUCCAGCCUGUUGAAAACAGUGAGGAGUCUAAAACACAGUUCCGAUCAAUGGAUGUAAGACAUGUAUCUUCUGGUUUCAAUGCCUCGCCUGCUAUAGUUGGAAAGCCAGCAAGUAUAAAUAAUAUUUCUCUUAAUGGAGGCCAAAUCACUAUAAAUCUUACACCAGUGUCGGCUAUACAGACAAAAACUGUGAACCUUGAUCAUCAGCGCAUUGACACUUCUGAUCAAAGUGUACCAGCAAGAAUGACCUCUCCCACUCUUGGCCAUGGUCAAGAGGAGCAAGAACAAGGUGCUGUCCCGGUUAAGAAACAGUCUAGUAUCAGUCGUGAAUCUGAAGAAGAUAACGAUGUUUCUACUGAUGGCACGCUGAAUGCGAGAGACCUAGAUUUUGUUUCAAGCGGUAAGAGUCUAAGUGAAGAAAGUGCUGCUUCAGAGAAUGAUUUUAAUAUGAGCGGUGAUGAUGGUACAGUAGCAGGUAACCAGUCAAAGGGUCCAUUGCAAUCAUUGCCUGUGCCCCAAAGUGGAGCUGAGGAGGAAUGCCAGGAUUUAAGUCAAGGGAACCUUCAGAAGAAAAAAAGCAAAGGAAAAAGCCAAAACAAAAGCGCUGCAGAAGAAGAUAGUGCAAUUCAGAAACAGAUAAAAAGAAGUGGACAAUGUAAACGUCAAAACUCAAGAGGAAAUGACUCUUGUCUGAUGUACUCUUGUCCUGUUUCUGAAAGUUGUUACGAUACCUACCAGCAUCAGGAAAGAAUGAGGCAAAAAAUUAAAGAAGUUGAAGAAAAACAGCCUGAAGUCAAAACAGGAUUCAUUGCUUCUUUUUUAGACUUUCUCAAGUCUGGACCUAGGCAACAGUUUUCAGCUCCAGCUGUCCGAAUGCCAAACAGGACUAGGCGACCAGUCACCCAGAUAGUUCGUGGCCCUUGCCUACAGUCACCCACAAAGCCUGUGCCAGCAGCAGCGCCUGCAGCUUCUGAGGUCAUUGGAGAAAGCCCAACCAAAAAAGCCGAUGAGGAACUUAAGAAAAACUUAGAAACGUUGCCUUCAUUUUCUUCUGAUGAAGAUGAUUCUGUGGGAGGUAACCAUGAUCUUCAGAAGAGCAUCUCUACUGCAUUGUCAGCCCUGGAUGAUUCUUCUGACAGAAAGAACAAGUCAGAAGCUGAGAAAACGGCCGUCGUUUCUGCUGCCUCUGCUACUGCUGUAAUAAAGCAGGAAUUGCCGCAGAUAACGGCUCCUGUAGUCAGCCUGCAGGAGAAAAUGAGUUCAGCUGACUCCUCAAAAACAGGUCAGCAGGAUGCUGGGACUUCAGACCAAUUAGCAAAGAUCCAGGCAACUGUUGCAAUAGAAGGAGGUACUGAAGAGGAGAAUACCGACAGUGGAGGAGAGGGCAUGUACAGAGAACGUGAUGAAUUUGUAGUGAAGAUUGAAGAUAUAGAGGCGCUAAAGCUUGCUUUGCAAACAGGAAAAGAGCCUCCAGCUAUUUGGAAAGUACAGAAGGCCUUAUUGCAAAAGUUUGUUCCAGAAGUGCGAGAUGGACAGAGAGAGUUUGCUGCUACCAACAGCUAUCUUGGCUAUUUCGGGGAUGCAAAAACAAAAUACAAACGAGUGUAUGUGAAGUUCAUUGAAAAUGCAAACAAAAAGGAAUAUGUUAGAGUAUGUUCAAAAAAGCCACGAAGCAAGCCUGUGCAGUCUGCAAGGACUAUUCAUUGCAAACCUAGUAGUAGCAACAACAAAACUCCUGAUCCACCAACACCAAAACCAACAGCAACAAAGGUCCCUUCUGUGAAACCCAAAGCUAAGCAGCCAAAAGUGAAGGCUGAACCACCACCAAAGAAAAGGAAAAAGUGGAAAGAGGAGUUUUCAUCUUCCCAGUCUGAUUCUUCACCUGAGGCCCAAAGUGAUGAGGAUGAGCUUGUACCUCCAGCUCCAUUUGUUACUCGCUUUCUGAACACAAGAGCUAUGAAAGAGACCUUCAAGAGCUAUAUGGAGUUGCUUGUUAGCAUUGCCUUGGAUCCAGACACAAUGCAAGCCUUGGAAAAGAGCAAUGAUGAGCUACUUUUGCCUCAUAUGAGAAAAAUUGAUGGCAUGCUGAAUGACAAUAGGAAAAGGCUGCUUCCCAAAUUACGCUUGGAUAAUACUUUCAAGAGCGCUUUGGAAAUUUUUCCUGAACUAACAGUGAUCACUCGGGAUUCUAAGACAAAAAGUGGUGGAGCAUCUGUGUCUAAGAUCAAAAUGAAUGGUAAAGCUUACAACAAGAAAACACUGAGGGCUUCAAAAUCAACCACUAAAUUAGCACAGGAGUUUACAGUAGAUCCAGAAAAAAUACAGUUGUAUUCUUUGUAUCACUCACUCCAUCAUUACAAAUAUCACAUAUAUCUGACAUGUAAAGAAGAGAUUUCUUCUGUUCAGAAGAAGAGCGCAGAUCUAGGACAGGAAGAGAUUGUGCAGCUGUGCAUGAAAAAUAUGAAAUGGGUGGAGGAUCUUUUUGAAAAGUUUGGUGAACUUUUGAAUCGUGUCCAGCAGAAAUGCUCAUAACAAAAAUGUAUUCCAAAUCUCACAUUUUUCUACGGCACUAAUCUGAUGGAACAGAAAGCUCAGAGAGAGGCUCUGAUUUCUUUCACAAAGCCAGGCUGCGUUCUUGUUCAUAGGCAGUUUUAUUUCUCUUUAUGGAACUUUGUGCCUUGGCUCUUGCUAAGGAAAAGCGAUGCUGCCAAGGAAAUCAGCCCUUUGGAGAUGGAACUAAACGUAAACCUAACCACAUUUUUAACCUGAAGAAUUUUUUUUUCUGUUUUGUGAACUAUUGGAUAACUUAGUUUUAUUUUCAGAAAUGUUUUUGACAAGUGAUAAAGCAUGCACUACAUAUACUUUUUUCUUUAUUGCUAAAAAGAUAUCAACACUUAAAAUACUACAGAUUUUUCCAUCUCUGACUAAGCAACAGAAAAGUCAGCGUUGGGGUACACGUGUCUGGCUACCAAAUUGAGUUUUGUACAUUUUGUGAACAGAGCCGGAGUGACAUCAGUUUCUGCGAACAUAUAUUGCCAUCACAAAAUCCAGAAAUGUCAUGAUGCUUUAUGGACUCCUUUUCUAUUGUCAUGUUCAGGAGACUGAACGUGGAGUUGGUGCAAUCCUAUGACUGCUUUUUUUGUGUGUCAAAUUAUAUUGUAAUGAAAGACAAUGACCUUAACUAUUUUCCCUGUUUUGAAGAAAAAAAAUAUUUUCCUUUAUACUGCGUUUUUUUUUUUCUUUUGGAAGAAAAAAUUCAAUUGUACAUUUUAUCUCACUAAUAGUUGUAUUUUUCACAGAGAAAAUAUUGUGGUUAAAAUUGUUUCAUGUAUCUUUGUAAUACUUUCCAUUGUUUUCAGUAAAUCCCAUUCAUUUAUAUGUUGAUUUCAUAUUGUAAACUAUAUAUCUCGAGGUAACCCUUUUGUUUAUACAGGUUUGCUUCAGUGUUAACCAGAAUAAUGCAUACUAGACUAGUUUUGCUUUAAGUGUAGUUGUGUUAGACACUGCAAGUAUUUUCUGAUACGUGGAAAUAAAUUUCUUACUAAACUAGCACUUGAUUAACUGAGAGUUGAAAUGAGGAACUACUAUAUCUUUGUCAACAAAGAUUGCUGAUUGAAUGGACUAUAUGCAGUGUUAAACACAGCUUACCUAGUUGUUUGUAGAACUGGCAGUUGCAGAGCUGUUCUCUUUUUGGUGCCUUUCAAGUCUUCAGACGUUUUCUUGUAGCUUUUCUUGUCCCUCCAGUUCAACAGUAGUGCCACUAGUCACACUCAGACAAUGAAUGUAAUGGGCUCUAAUCAGGAGAACAUUUUCUUUAAAUUUGCCAACAGAAUGCCUUACUGAGUCAUUCAGAAUGGAUAUUUACUGGGGUCCUAAAAAAAAAAAAAAAAAAAAAGUCAUGUUGUUCUUUUCCAGAUAACAUAGGAAAAAAGAAUAAUUCCUUUGUCCUUUAACUGCCACUUAGUGCCUUAAUUUCAGCCAAGAAAGCAGGGUUCACUAUUCAUUGGCCAAAUGAAAUAAUGUUCAUUGCCAUGUGACCUUUUUUCCUGAUGUCUGUUUUUAUCCUGUUUAGUUGUUAAAUAUUCAUUAGACCUUAGAACUAUAAAGAGUUUAAUGAAUAGAUGUAAAAAUGCAAUUAUUUGAUCUUGAGUAAUCAAAUAGGUUUGAAUAUUAAAGUAUGUACAGAAUUUUAGCUGAUUAGUUUUAGAACCGUAUAGGAUGUUUACCGUAUUUCCAAAGCUAUUCAUCUUUUAAAAGCAAUAAUUCUCCUUUAAAACUUGUAUGCAGACUACAGUGAACAGAGAUGGGUAUGUACCUCUGCCUUUUUUAAAGCCUCGUCAUAAUGCUUUUGCUUUAAGAACGGAGGUCGCUAUCGAGUUACUAGAUGUGUUAUGCUACUGUGAUGUCUACUAUAAUCAAGGAGAGUGAAAUGGGCUUUUAUUUAGGAAGAAUGUGCAGAAUGUCAGAGCAAUUGUGAAGCUAAUUCAUUUUUAUAGUGUAAAGAAGGGUAGACACAAGGGUUGAAGGGUUGCGGUUGUGUCAGUCAUGCUGUGUUGAACCUAGUAGGAGCUAAAGUUUGUGGUUAAUACAUGAAGCAGAGCUGCCAGCAUCAGUAGUGAUCAGCUGAAAAUCAGUUUACUGUAAAUAUGCAAACUGGAGACAUAGAAGCAUUGUGCCUCCUGUACUAUUUAAUCUAUAGUAGGAGUUCCCAAAUUUAUUUAGGGUAUUCCCUUAUUGGCAGGGAUGAUUGGCAGCAGUAGUUCCUGGCUGCAUAGAUACAAGAGGGAUAUUUAAUUGCACAAAUGGAGUUCUCUUGUCUCCUUUUGGUGAAACAACAUAGUUUAGGGUUUCCUGAGCUGUAGUUUUAAUAACGGUUAGGAUGCAGACUGGGGGAAUGGGAGUUGGCUCCUUGAUUGUAUAGUAAAGAACUCAUCAGACUUUGUGUCUCACAUCCCUCCCUCGAACAACUGAGAGCAACUAACAGAGAGAUCUUUUUGCUUUCUGAACGAUUUCUGUACCGCUACUUUACAGCUCCUCUAGAGUUUUGAAUCUAGAAGUAGGUUUAGGAAGCAGUUUGUCUUCAUCCAAGUCCUUAGAAACCGAGGAAAAAAGAGAUGCAAGAGUUUUGGAGUAGUUUGUCCCUAUUUAACAAGAAGGUGAAUUCUAGUGAUAACCAUCUAGAUAAGUAAAUGAAAAUGGCCAGGAUGCUCUGCACUGCUGGGGAGGGUGACCUGGCUUAUUUUUGGCUGUAUUAUUCCCCAGGCCAGUUAAACAAGCACUGUGCCUGUAGAGACAGAAAGAACUUGUCCGUAACUGCCCCAGACUACUGCAGAUGUAAUAGAGCUUCUGUCUUUGUCGUGGGCUACAAAAAUGGUGGCUGGAUUUAUUAGUUUACCAUUGAGGAUGAUUAAAAGCAUGGAACUCUCAAGUGUGUGAAGGAUCAUAAACAAGAAUAGAGUUUUGUUAGUGGGAUUGAAAAGGUUUUUUUUAUACUGAAGCAAACUUAGAAAAAAUGUCAAUGUACAGAUUAUUUUUCUUGCACAAAUACUUUGUUUUGUUGCGUUUUAGAUAAGUCUGCACCCACACCUCAAUCUUCUGUCUCUUUCUUGAAGCAACAGAGAUGUCCUUAUCUUUUAACAUCUAACAGUGGAAAUUGAGCGCUCACGUCUGCAAGAGAAGAUGCACUAGGAAGGAAGAAAACCCUCUUUAGACUAUGAAUUAGCAAAGCAGAAAGUAAACUAAUUGUGUGAUGAAUUAUUAUUUUUUAAUUCCACUGUCAAUUCCUUUAGUAUGGCAUCCCUGUUUACAUUGGGUUUGUUUUUUAUUGAAAUACAGUAUUUCUCUUGAAGGCAGGUUUUCUUUGAGAUGCUACUUCCAAAGUUUUGCUAACUAAACAUCGGAGACAAAAUUGGAUUGAAAAACUGUUUCUGAAAAUGGCUAAGGACUUCGGGAUCUUCAGAGUUCUGUGACGUGUAUCGUAUUCAUAUGUUGUCUAAAUGAAAUACUACUUUUUAAAAAGGCAAAUCGUACAGGCUGUCUUCCAAGUAAAUGAUUUCCGUAAGGGAAAUAUAUUUUAAAUAUUAUUUAAAUAUUUACUACUAUUUAAAACAAUUUUAAAACAGAAAAGCUAAAACUAUGGUCACAAAAUGUCAGUGUGUCAUUGGUCGUUUCAUUUCUCAUUGCUAACACGUGACAUUUGGUCUCAUACUCUAUUACACACGCGUGCAUUGCAGUGUGCACGUUCUGUCAUAUCGUAUUGUUUAAGCUAAUACUAACAUGUCAUUGUUAACAAAUGCAUGUUUUCUGCAUAUCUCCUCUACGUAUGGCAAAAAAAAAAAAAAA
Numida meleagris (helmeted guineafowl) is the source of this 10755-nucleotide messenger RNA. It is a transcript of the gene QSER1, whose product is annotated as glutamine and serine rich 1. Bases 1573 to 6945 code for a protein of 1790 amino acids. The record is from RefSeq and is a predicted model, not a curated record. NCBI's taxonomy places the organism in Eukaryota, Metazoa, Chordata, Aves, Galliformes, Numididae. The transcript is spliced from 12 exons.